AUCCAUGAACUGAGUAGAUAAGACAGAAACAUGGCACUAUUAAUUAUAGUAAUUACCUGCUUUGGGAUUAUUCUUGCUACUUCUCAACCUUGCCAGACUCCUGAUGACUUUGUGGCUGUGGCUUCUCCGGGACAUGUCAUGAUUGGAGGUUUGUUUGCCAUUCAUGAGAAAAUGUUGUCCUCAGAAGAUCAUCCCAGACGACCACAAAUUCAGAAGUGUGCUGGCUUUGAAAUAUCAGUCUUUCUUCAGACUCUUGCCAUGAUCCACAGCAUCGAGAUGAUCAAUAAUUCAACACUGUUACCUGGAGUCAAACUGGGCUAUGAAAUCUAUGACACUUGUACAGAAGUCACAGCUGCAAUGGCAGCCACCUUAAGGUUUCUUUCUAAAUUCAACUGCUCUAGAGAAACCGUGGAGUUUCAGUGUGACUAUUCCAGCUACAUGCCAAGGGUUAAGGCUGUCAUAGGCGCUGGAUACUCAGAGAUAACCAUGGCUGUCUCCAGGAUGUUAAACUUACAGCUCAUGCCACAGGUGAGUUAUGGAUCAACUGUGGAAAUCUUAAGUGAUAAAGUCCGCUUUCCUUCAUUUUUACGGACUGUGCCUAGUGAUUUCUAUCAAACUAAAGCGAUGGCGCACCUGAUUCAGAAGUCUGGAUGGAACUGGAUUGGCAUCAUAACUACAGAUGAUGACUAUGGGCGAUUGGCUCUCCACACUUUCACCAUUCAGGCUGCAGCAAAUAAUGUGUGCAUUGCCUUCAAAGAAGUUUUCCCAGCCUUCCUCUCGGACAAUACCAUCCAAGUCAGGGUCAACCAGACACUUGAGACAAUCAUUGCAGAAGCCAAGGUUAAUGUGAUUGUGGUGUUUCUGAGAAAAUUCCAUGUUUUCAGUCUCUUCAAUCAAGCCAUUGAAAGGAAUAUUAAUAAGGUCUGGAUUGCUAGUGACAACUGGUCGACUGCCACCAAGAUCAUCACCAUUCCCAAUGUCCAAAAGAUUGGCAAAGUAGUGGGUUUUACCUUCACAAGAGGGAAUUUGUCCUCUUUCCAUUCCUUUCUUCAAACUCUGCACAAAUAUCCCCACAUUAAUAACAAACCCCUCCGUGAAUACGCCAUGCUCAUUUCUGCUUGUGAGCAUGUCAAUAACAGUGAAUUGAGUAAGUGCAUAUCCAACCAUCCUCAGGAGAAUUUGACCUACAAGGCUAACAAGGCUAUGGAAAGGAACUUCAUGAAAAAUGACUUCCUCUGGCAUUAUACUGAGCCAGGACUCAUUCAUAGCGUUCAGCUUGCAGUGCUUGCUCUUGGUUAUGCUGUUCGAGAUCUGUGUCAAGUUCGAGACUGCCAGAAACCCAACGCCUUUCAGACAUGGGAGUUGCUUGCUGCCUUGAAAAAUGUAACCUUCACCGAUGGAAGAAAUUCAUUCCAUUUUGACACUAAUGGGGACUUGAACACUGGCUAUGAUGUGGUCCUCUGGAAGGAGACUGAUGGCCACAUGACUAUUACCAAGAUGGCCGAAUAUGACCUGCAGAAUGAUCUCUUCAUCAUAACAAACCAAGAAACAAAAAAUGAAUUCAGGAAACUUAAGAAAAUUCUGUCUAAAUGCUCCAAAGAAUGUAGUCCUGGACAAAUGAAGAGAACCACAAGAAGUCAACACACCUGCUGCUAUGAGUGUGCGAGCUGUCCUGAAAACCACUACAGCAACCAGACAGACAUGGAUCACUGUCUCUUAUGCAACAACGAGACACACUGGGCUCCUGUAAGGAGCAGCACAUGCUUUGAAAAGGAAGUCGAAUUCCUUGACUGGAGCGAUUCCCUGGCUAUCCUGCUUGCGGCCCUUUCCCUGCUGGGGAUCACAUUGGUUCUGGCCAUCGGAAUAAUAUUCACCAGAAACCUGAACACACCCGUUGUGAAAUCGUCUGGGGGACUGACGGUGUGCUACGUGAUUCUCCUCUGCCAUUUGCUCAACUUUGCCAGCACGGGUUUUUUCAUUGGGGAGCCGCAAGAUUUCACGUGCAAAACCAGGCAGACGCUCUUUGGGGUCAGCUUUACUCUCUGCAUCUCCUGUAUUCUGAUGAAAUCCCUGAAGAUUUUACUAGCGUUCAGUUUCGAUCCCAAGUUACAGAAGCUCCUGAAGCGCCUCUAUAAGCCCAUCCCCAUCAUCGUCUCCUGCACCGGGGUGCAAGUUGUCAUCUGCACCCUCUGGCUCGUACUGGCCGCACCUGCUGUGGAGGAAAACGUCUCCUUGCCCAGGGUGAUCAUCCUGGAAUGUGAAGAGGGGUCCCUUCUGGCCUUGGCCACCAUGCUGGGCUACAUUGCCCUUCUGGCUUUCAUUUGCUUCAUAUUUGCCUUCAAAGGGCGGAAACUCCCUGAGAAUUACAACGAAGCCAAGUUCAUCACAUUUGGCAUGCUCAUUUACUUCAUAGCUUGGAUCACGUUCAUCCCGGUGUAUGCUACCACCUUCGGCAAGUAUUUGCCUGCCGUGGAGAUUAUCGUCAUUUUAAUAUCCAACUAUGGGAUCCUGUGCUGCAUGUUCUUCCCCAAAUGCUACGUCAUUCUUUACAAGCAAGAGACAAACACCAAGUCCGCCUUCCUCCAGAUGUUGUACAGCUACUCUUCUCACAGUGCUGACAGCCUGGCCAUGAGUCACGUCUCCCUGGAUGCUGCCAAUGGCCUGGUCACUACCAAUCCCAGGCCUGGGUGCCAGCCUGCAGCCUGGCAGAAAGGCAAAGGCCUCCAGACACAAGCAUCCCCCCACAUCUGCCAAGAAAAUGCCACCCGUGGGUGUAAGACUUGGCCUAGGAAAAGAAUUUCAAGUAUCUGAGAGAGCUUUGGGAAAUGCCACAUACUAGAGUAAAACGUUAUCUUGGUCUUCGUAUCAAAAA
Molecule: messenger RNA, 2872 nt
Organism: Dipodomys spectabilis (banner-tailed kangaroo rat)
Lineage: Eukaryota; Metazoa; Chordata; Mammalia; Rodentia; Heteromyidae
Gene: Gprc6a
Product: G protein-coupled receptor class C group 6 member A
Exons: 6
Coding region: 31-2811 (926 amino acids)
Biological process (GO): G protein-coupled receptor signaling pathway
Cellular component (GO): membrane
Molecular function (GO): G protein-coupled receptor activity
Source: RefSeq, a predicted model, not a curated record